Messenger RNA from Seminavis robusta, 2305 nucleotides. The record is from the annotation of a GenBank genome assembly. NCBI's taxonomy places the organism in Eukaryota, Bacillariophyta, Bacillariophyceae, Naviculales, Naviculaceae.
AGAGUUAGCGUUGCGAACCCUGAUCCACCCCCACAGCCCACAGAAAUCAUUUGUUGGUUGUCAAGUCAAGUCAGUUAUCGAGGUCUUAAACUCUACAGUGUACUUGUCGCUUGCAUGACAUAUGGGUAGCUCCUACCUAGCUGGCUAGCCACUCCCCGUCUAUACUAUAGAUAUUUUUCACAGCCAUGACAUCAUCCAAGGCGACAGAGGCGGCUCAGCCACAUCCAAUGAUCCCAGUGCCCGAAGCCAUUCGACGCGUACUCGAAGAAACGGCAAAAACCAUUUUAUCUUCGAAUGCAAGCGACAGCUAUGAUAUGAUUUCUUCCCAGGCUUCUGCUUCGGAACUACUGGGCAGAAUUGUCGCCGAAGAUCUACUCAUGAGAGAACCUGGGUACCCUCCCUAUCGUGCCAGUAUUAUGGAUGGCUAUGUGAUUCGUUCUGACGAAUACAAACCAAAGGAAGAUGGCACGGACCAGCAGUGGACACAUCAAGUCAGUGGCAGAGUCCAUGCAGGUCCAUCAACCAAUCCAGCGGCACCCGAUUCGUCAUCUCUACCAUCUGCCGUCUACGUGACAACAGGUGCCAGAAUACCCGAUUCCUACGACUGCGUGGUUCCCAUUGAACUCAUCGACGAAUCUGCUGAUAAAGCCAAUAUCACUAUUUCCAGCAAGGCGUCAGUGGAGCCCAAGAAAUGGAUUCGAAAUGUCGGUUGCGAUAUUGAAGCUGGUUCUGUGGUUAUUCCUGCUGGAUCUUGUAUUCAUCCCGUGUCUUUGGGGCUCUUGCAGCAAUCUGGACAAACAGCAAUCAAAGUCAUUCGAAAAACUAAAGUCGGUGUUUUGUCCACUGGAAAUGAGUUGCUGGUGUCCACAGAUUCAUGGUCCAAUCAGCAGGAAAACGGCGGUUUGAUUCAAACAGGACAAAUCCCAGACGUCAACAAACCUAUUCUCUUGUCGCUUCUAAGCUCAUUGGGAAGCAACAGUUGUGAACCUGUCGAUCUAGGAAUGGAACGAGACGAUGAUAUUGAUUCCAUGACCAGAACAAUUGAACGUGCUCUCCAAACCUGCGACUUCAUUCUCACGACCGGUGGGAUCUCCAUGGGCGAGACCGAUAUCGUCGAAGACGUUCUAGUUGGACGCCUAGGUGGUAAGCUGCAUUUUGGAAGAUUGAACAUGAAGCCAGGAAAACCCACUACUUUUGUAUCCAUUCAUCCCAAGGAAAAUGCUUCGCCCAAGCCGUGCCUGGUCUUUGCCCUGCCCGGAAACCCUGUGAGCGCCACUGUCUGCACACACUUGCUCGUACGUCCAGCCUUGGACAUGUUGACCCAAUACAAAGGAAGAAACGCAACUCAAAUGGUGGUGGGCGAAAUGGUUCAGAAUGCUUUCGUUCCACCGGAACUAGUGGCGACCUUAACACACGACAUUAAGCUCGAUAUGGAACGACCCGAGUAUCACCGGGUUGUACUGAACAUGGAAUUAUCUUCCAAUGGAGCAGCAAUGGUGUAUACGGCAACAUCAACGGGAGUGCAGAGGUCUUCGCGAUUGAUGAGUUUGAGGGAUGCACAGGGUCUCCUGGUGUUGCCUCGAGGUACAGAAAGCCAACCGAAAGCAUUGGCAGGACAACAGUUCACCGUGUUGCUUCUGGAAAACCAUCAUUCGGCCGUGAAGUUCAAAGAUUCCAAGCACCUCAAUCACACCGGUAAACCUUCUCGAGCACCCACUAAAGUUGCCAUUACUCAGGUAUCGGAAAAUCGUACAAAGUACCCUUUGAUUGCCGAUGAUGAGUUAUCUGAACGAGUCGCGAAAGCACUGAGCGGCAGUCGAAGUGGAUCAACUUUCAUUGCAUCGAUUGAAAAUAUCGAUGGGUCGUUUUCAGAUGUCAAGAAGUACUUUGACGACAGUCAUAUCUCAAACCAAGCCGACUUUUGGGUUGUUGCUUGUUCGGGUUCCUUUCCUUAUUCGCUGCAAGUCAGCGAGAUGAUACGUGGAAAAGUGGGGAAGGUAGCCGAUGCUUUAGCGCUGCAAGCUCGGAGAGGAGCCGCGGCACAAGAUGGAACGGCUGCUCUGUUUGACCCCGUUGUGGGGUUUAUUAAAGCAGACAAAAGUGAUGGCGGUUGCAUGUUAAUCGCUUUGCCCUUGAAAGGACUGGAUGGCGGCCUUGAGAAUGUUCGAGGUUUAUUGAAACAUGCUGUGAAUGUGGCAAGAGGGAAGCCUCACCAUCAUCAUCACAAACAUCAACACUAAAUAGAAGGACAAACCACUUGUAGCGAAUUAGAAGUCAACUACUAGUAGAAAGUUGUUUCUCAAGC